UCAGUUAUAGUGUCCGUGUUUUUUGAAAUAUAAUACCGUUAACAAGAACUACCAAGCUCUUCUCCAAAUACAAAUCGACAGGCCACCAAAAGAACACACACACAAAAAAACCUUUCCAAUUGGAUUGCUUCGGGAGCAGCUUUACUGCGGAAAAGCAACAAUCCACCUCGGGGUGGCAGCGCGAUCGAGAUGAAUUUGAAAAUAUUUUUAAAUAUUCAAUGGUUAUUUUUUAUUCUAUUUUAUGGAUGCAGCAGCGGAUGCUACAAGAGCGUGGAAGCAGUAGCAGCAAAAGUGGCCCACUCGCAACAGAUGCAGCAGCAGCAAAAGCAUUAUCGUCAGUGGUUAAGAUAUGAAAAUGAGCCGGCGAAAAGACAGAAACGGUCCAUAUACAGUGCAGAAUCGACGCAGUUAGUGUCGAGAGGAAAUAAUAGAAAGGAUUUCGAGGAACACAAAGAGACUCAUCCGAUGCAGGAAGAACAUGACCACUAUGAGAUAUCACCGAUAUUGACACUGAAUCGAAGUGAUUCUCUCACCACGGCUGGUGAUGAUAUGGAGGCAGCAAUUAGUAUAACUAGUAAAGAGGAAGCUAGAAAAGCGUUGUUACGAAAUGGGCCGAGAAUUUUAGGUAUUGGUCCUUCGGUGGGGCAGAAAGUCCAAGGGGAGGGGGCUUUCGUGGAUGCUAACAAAGAUCAAAACAACGACGAUGCCGAUGAUGCUAUGGAGAGGACUGAUUACAAGUAUAAAAUUGCAAAUCUGGCCCCGUCGAAACGAGGUGCUCCGGCGGAAAUCGAUGAUAUGGAAGUCGUCCGGGGUAGGAAAUCAAGUUUGUCAUCAGCGGGGACGGACAAGUGGCGUCAAGAAAAGGACAACAACACUAUGAGUGAGCAGAAGGAGCAAAAGAAGAAGCAAGAGAAGUCAAGUCCGUUAGUUGGAAGGUUGAAAAGAAAAUUACUGUCUAUUGUGGGGGAGUCGCUCGCUGCUACUGAUGACAGAGAUGGCGCUGGGGUUGAUUAUGAUGAUGAUAAGCGCGGAGGAAUGGGGAACGUUCCGACUAGUGGCCAUUCUUAUCGUAAUGAAGAUAGUGCUGACCCAGGGAAGGCUGGUGUUCGGGAAGGUGAUUACUAUUCGCAGAUCAACGACAGCGGAGGUUCGUAUGGGGAUGUUUCCGAGCCGGAUUCCAGUCUGGGGGAUGCGUCGAUUGAACAUGCGACGGCUCCGAGGGACACAAGAAAUUGGCACAAGGUUAACAAAGAGCGGAGAAACGUGAAGGAAAUGGAUCGACAUGUUGAUAACCUGAAUAAGGCCACUUUCCACGGGCGGAAAAGUGUCAACCCGGUGGGAGUAAUCGAUGUUGCAUCUCCGGAUAAUCUGAUCAACGAGAGAGGAACGACGGAAAGGGAAAUGGCCCAGCUUCAACGUACUAUUUACCAUCAACAUUAUGAUGACUUGGGUGAUUCAAAAUAUGUCGAAAGCGACACAUGCGAUUGUGCUUUGAAGUGUGCAAGAGAGCGGGAACAGGCAAUGAAAACCAUGGAGCCGCCGGAUGCUGAUGAGGAGUUUACAACAGCGGUAGUGGAGGAAGAAAACUUUGCGACGGAAGAGCCUAUUGAUAAUCUAGAAGCAACUGCGAAGGCAGUUCCAGAAGCAGAACAGCAAAAAGAGGUUUAUAUAGAUUUGAAAAUUGCAAUUAAAAACACUGGAAAUGGAAGCUCGUCCGAGCUCGAACCGGUAGAGUUCCAUAAGAAAAUAAUUGUGAAGCGUGAUGGGCGUUCUGAUAACACUGGUGGACUUCCAACUUCCAGUCAACAAAAAUCGACGCAAGCUCAAUUCCCGGCAGAUUUAGUUAAGGCCAUCUAUCAAUUAGUGGACAAGAAUGACAGCCUUCGGAAGCAUCUGGGUCCAGGCUUGCCAGACCCAGCCAAGUUGUUAUUCAAGCUGGAGCAGAACCGAGCUAGCCGGGAAAAGAUUAAUGACCGACGUCGGUCGUUGAUCAGUGGUGACGGUGACAUUCCGGAGGUGGUGUAUCGCAUGAAGGAUAACCGGAACAAUUUAAAGGUAGUACAAGCUGUGCUUCAAGCAAUCGGAGAGCUCAUUCAAAUCGACACAAAAUUGUAGCUUAAAUGUAGAUAUGGGUAAUCAUCGAUGAGAAUC
Toxorhynchites rutilus septentrionalis is the source of this 2151-nucleotide messenger RNA. RefSeq lists its product as uncharacterized. The transcript is spliced from 5 exons. The record is from RefSeq and is a predicted model, not a curated record. Lineage: Eukaryota; Metazoa; Arthropoda; Insecta; Diptera; Culicidae. The coding region runs from base 190 to 2115 and encodes 641 amino acids.